Papilio xuthus (Asian swallowtail) is the source of this 987-nucleotide messenger RNA. RefSeq names its product extensin. Bases 1 to 987 code for a protein of 328 amino acids. NCBI's taxonomy places the organism in Eukaryota, Metazoa, Arthropoda, Insecta, Lepidoptera, Papilionidae. The transcript is spliced from 3 exons. The record is from RefSeq and is a predicted model, not a curated record.
AUGAUGAACAAUUUGCAGGCGGAGGCCUGGCAGCACAGCACGCCGCAACACCAGCCGGCCUACCGAGAUCAGACGAUCCAAUACGAACAGAGCGCUCCGGCCUACCCCGAAGCGGACGGCGCGGAGCACGCGGCGCACUACUACCAGCCACCCGCCCCCCAACCCGGCCCCCAGCCCGCCCCCCACGACCUCCUCUACGCCCACCUCGACCCGCCGCUCGCCGAGCACGCACCCCCUGCGCCCGCCGCCCCCGCCCCCGGCCCCGCCCCCGCCCCCGACACGUACGGCGAGGAGUGGGGCCGCACCGACGACCCGGCGCCCUCCUACGCCGACCCCUACUGGCACGCCGACCAACACUACGGAUACGGAGACCACGCCGCCGCCGGUCUGCGGCACCGCAGGGCCCCCCGCCCGCCGGACCCCGCGCCUCACGAACCCACGCCCCCGGCCACGCCCUCGCCCGCACCUGCGACGCGACCGAAGCUAUCCGACCUAGACAUCCAGGUGGCUCAUGCCCACCACUUGGGUGAUGCGCCGCCGCCGGUACGUGCGCUGCGCCGCCCGCCGCGCUGCGGGACCCUCAUCACGGGCACGGUGGACGCCUGGUCGCGCACCGCCAUGGAUGGAGCUUUCAAGCCUCUCGUUUUCGGCGGCACGUAUCCCAUAGACGAGCCGGCCACGCCGAUGUACAAGGAGGAUCGCGUCGCUAUUCUGGGGGAGGAGGGCGUGGGGGCGGGCGAGGCGGAGCGGCGGCGCGAGCUGCGGGCCACGGUGGAGCGCAGUCUGGAGCGCUUCGAGGCGAUGCUGGCGCAGCGCGAGGGGCGGCGGCGGCGGGCGGCGCGCGGCCCCGUGCGCACCUUCGACAUCGACGAGCCGGUGGAGCUGUGGGAGGCGGGGGCGGGGCCGGCCGCGCCCAGAGACCACGCCCACUACUACGUGGCCGGCCCCAGCACAUACGACAUCGAUGAACCGACCUCCUUCAUAUAG